Molecule: messenger RNA, 603 nt
Organism: Megalobrama amblycephala (Wuchang bream)
Lineage: Eukaryota; Metazoa; Chordata; Actinopteri; Cypriniformes; Xenocyprididae
Product: V-type proton ATPase catalytic subunit A-like
Exons: 4
Coding region: 166-603 (145 amino acids)
Biological process (GO): proton transmembrane transport; ATP metabolic process
Cellular component (GO): lysosomal membrane
Molecular function (GO): proton-transporting ATPase activity, rotational mechanism
Source: RefSeq, a predicted model, not a curated record
GGCGAUAAUGAAUUUACGGCGCGCGCUGUUCAGUCUGCAGAGGGAGAACGGGCUGUGACGUCAGCUCUCGACUGAAUUAAAUCAGCUGACUCUCUCGUUCCUCACGGAUCAUCUCACCAUAGGAUCUGGACACAAGACCGUCUCAUUAUCUGAGACUCAUUCAAAAUGGAUUUCUCCAAGCUACCCAAGUUCCAAGAUGAGGAGCGGGAGGGAGCAUUUGGAUAUGUACAUGGUGUAUCUGGACCUGUGGUGACGGCCUCCAGUAUGGCGGGAGCUGCCAUGUACGAGCUGGUGCGAGUGGGUCACUGUGAGCUUGUGGGAGAGAUCAUUAGGCUGGAGGGUGACAUGGCCACCAUUCAGGUCUAUGAAGAGACAUCUGGUGUUUCCGUUGGUGACCCUGUCCUGCGCACAGGAAAACCUCUCUCUGUGGAGUUAGGGCCAGGAAUCAUGGGCUCAAUCUUUGAUGGUAUUCAGCGUCCCCUCAAAGACAUCAAUGACCUCACUCAAAGUAUCUACAUUCCCAGAGGAGUCAACAUUGGUGCCCUUAACCGUGAUCUGAAAUGGGAGUUCACGCCAUCCAAGAACUUGCGUGUAAGUGAAUGA